Erpetoichthys calabaricus (reedfish) is the source of this 3189-nucleotide messenger RNA. Its product is annotated as toll-like receptor 8. Gene Ontology annotation, molecular function: pattern recognition receptor activity; protein binding. The record is from RefSeq and is a predicted model, not a curated record. Bases 41 to 3115 code for a protein of 1024 amino acids. Gene Ontology annotation, biological process: canonical NF-kappaB signal transduction; toll-like receptor signaling pathway; positive regulation of interleukin-6 production. NCBI's taxonomy places the organism in Eukaryota, Metazoa, Chordata, Cladistia, Polypteriformes, Polypteridae. The transcript has a single exon. Gene Ontology annotation, cellular component: plasma membrane.
UGAGUUGAGAUAUCUACAUUUUUUUGCAGUAUUGCAAGUAAUGGGCAAACUCCAGGCUCAGUGCUGGGUACCAAAAACCCUUCCAUGUGAUGUCAGUGUGGAAAGAAACAAAACCAAAAUUAUAUUUGAUUGCCAAGAUCGACAUUUAACACAAGUGCCUACAGGGAUUGCUUAUAAUGUUACACAUUUAAUCCUUUCUAAAAAUAAGAUCAACAUUUGUAAAAUGUCUUUACAAAAUCUGAAAAACCUUACCUACCUAGACUUAAGAUGGAAUUAUCACCAACAAGGACCAACAAUAAUUUCUGAUGGAGUUUUCUCUUCUUUGACAAAACUUAAAUCUUUGUUAUUGGAUGGUAAUAAUCUGAAAAUGAUACCAAGAGAUCUCCCCCCGGGACUGAAUGAUUUAAGUCUGGAUUCAAAUUCUCUGUUUUCAGUAAACAAUAAAGAACUUCUAAAUCUUCCAAACAUUGCUAAUAUAUCUCUGAGAAAGAACUGUUAUUACAGAAAUCCUUGCAACUAUUCACUAGAUUUAGGAAAUAUAUUUGCAAACCUGAGCAAGUUAACUAUGUUAUUAUUGUCAUACAAUAACUUGACAAAAGUACCAAAAGAUUUACCAGGAAAUCUUGAAAAGCUGGAUCUUGGAUCCAAUAAAAUACAGCACAUUGAGGAGAGUGUAUUCAGGCAUCUAACAAAGCUGAAAUAUCUCGACCUCUCCGGUAAUUGUCCUCACUGUUUUAAUGCUCCAUUCCCGUGUGUGUCUUGCCCCAAUGAGGGUUUCAUCAGCAUCCAUGACAAUGCUUUUCAGAACCUUACCCAGCUAAGUGUGUUGGAUCUCUCACAAAAUUCCCUGAAGCGAGUCAAAACUGCAUGGUUUGAAAACUGUCAAAAUAUUAAACAUCUGUAUCUUUCGUUUAACCAGUUAAUGAAUGAGAUCGCAGAAGCAAAGUUUUUAAGCAAAAUUCCUAAAGUGGAGAAAAUUGAUUUAUCGUUUAAUUAUGCACUUAAAAGUUACCCUCAAAAAAUUAGACUUUCUACAACAUUUGCCCAGCUAUACUCUCUUCAGGUUCUAGAUAUCAGUGGCUAUGUGUUUCAGGAACUUGGCAUGAAUGACUUAGCCCCACUGUUUCAACUGCCAAAACUCUCCAUACUGAAUUUAGCAACAAACUUCAUACGACAUGCAGACUUUGCUGUUUUACAGAAAUUUAAAAAUCUGAAGAUUGUCUGUUUAUCUGAAAACAGAUUGUCCCCUGAGGAGAACAAUAAAUCUAUUACUCAUGACAUAGGCUAUACAAACAAUAUUGUUGUAAAUCAACCUCAAAUGUCAGAAUACUUUAAAAAUAGUAAGCUUGGCUUUAAUGAAAAAAAUCACAUAUUAAGUAAUUUGGUAGUAAAAACCAAGUGUUCUGAUUAUGGAAAAGUACUAGACUUAAGUUUGAAUAACAUUUUUUAUAUUGCACCUGAACAGCUCAAGAGUUUUGGGGACAUUGCUUGUCUAAAUCUCUCAAAAAAUGGCAUUUCAGCUGCUUUGAAUGGAACUGAAUUUACCUAUCUGCAAAGACUGAAGUAUAUGGACUUUAGCUUUAACAAGAUUGACUUGGCAUAUGACUAUGCCUUUUCUGAAUUAAAACUAUUGGAGGUUUUGGAUCUCAGUUAUAAUUCCCAUUAUUUUACUGCCAAAGGAGUGACCAGAAAACUAACGUUUAUUAGCAAAUUGCACCAUUUAAAAGUGCUGAACAUGAGUUACAAUGAAAUAUUUUCUUUAACUGACACAGAAAUGAAGAGCAGGACUCUAGAAGAGCUAAGAUUUCAAGGCAACAGACUUGAUAUUCUAUGGAAAGAGGGUGACAAACGAUACGUUAAUCUGUUCAAGAAUCUCACAAGUCUGAAAGUGCUUGAUUUAUCAUUCAACAAGAUAAAAAUGAUUCCGACCAAAGUUUUCUUUGCUUUACCAAAAACUCUAACCAUACUAAACUUACAUAAUAAUAAAUUAAAAUAUUUUCAAUGGGAGAAUCUAAAGAAUCUCUCAAUCGAAGUACUUAAUCUACAUGGAAACAAGUUAACACAUGUAACGAAGGAUCUUGGGAUGCUAUCAGAAACCUUACGAAUACUCGAUCUAAGUUAUAACAGCAUUGCCGAGCUCUCAGAUGGAUUUCUCGAAGGAGCCAAGAACCUUCAUAGUCUCUUUUUGGAUUACAAUCAACUAACAGUGAUAAACCAGUCAACAUUUCUCUCAGGAUCAAAUAAUUACUUGAAAGUAUUGUCACUGAAAGGGAACCCAUUUCACUGUACUUGUGACCUCAUGGACUUUCUAAUGUGGAUAGAUCAAAGUGAUGUUCACAUUCAACGCCUUGCCACUGAUGUCGCCUGUUCCUCACCUGGAGAACAAAAAGGAAGGGCAAUUGUAACCUUUGACCUUUAUUCGUGUGUUAAUGGAAGUAUGUCAGCAAUACUAUUUGUGUUAUGGUUUGUUUUGGUUACUCUUACUUUGAUUGUAGCAUUUGCAAAGCAUUUGUUUUACUGGGAUGCCUGGUAUUUCUAUCAUUUUUUCAUUGCCAGAUUGAAGGGUUAUAGAGCAUUGGAACAUAAUAAUAACACAUUUGAUGCUUUUAUAGCUUUUGACUCCAAAGAUCCAUUUGUGACAGACUGGGUUGUAAAUCAUUUAAGAGUUCAGCUUGAAGAUCAAGGUGAACGACUCUUCAUAACAUGCUUAGAAGAAAGAGAUUGGCAGCCAGGGGUUCCUGUCAUUGACAACCUUUCUCAAAGCAUCCAGCGCAGUGGAAAGACAGUGUUUGUGCUAACGGAAAACUAUAUAAAGAGUGGAAACUUCAAAGUAGCCUUUUAUUUGGCACAUCAAAGACUGCUCGAUGAAAAUGUGGAUGUAAUUGUACUUAUCUUACUUGAACCAGUGCUGCAGCAUUCCCAGUUUUUAAGAUUAAGAAAAAGGUUAUGUAAAAAUUCAGUUUUGAAGUGGCCAGCAAAUCCUAAGGCAGAGGUCUGGUUUUGGCAGUGCUUAAGAAAUGUCAUUAAAGUAGAAGGUUGUUUGUUGUAUAACAGGGCCUAUUCCAGUUAUUUUAUGCCACAUCAUGGCAAUUCUAUCAAGAGUGAACAAAACUAGCAAAAGCCAAGGACUACAAAAUUGCUAACUUUUUAGAUAAACUUUCCAUUAUUCCCUUUUAAAACUUAAACUCA